AUGGCUACGCCCAAUAAAAAGCCAGCCAAGCCCGAGGCAAACCCUCUACUCAAAUCUUACUACGAAUCCCUAGAAUCCCGCAUCGGAUACCGCCUUGUUCUCGGAGGGACCCGUCACUUCGGCUACUAUGACAGCCCUUCAUCAUGGGCCUUCCCAGUAGGGAAAGCACUGCGCGCCAUGGAGGAGAAACUAUUCCUCGCGCUCGGCCUCCCCCAGGGCUCGCAAGUCGUCGACGCCGGCUGCGGCGUGGGCCACGUAGCGCUGUACAUGGCACGGCGCGGGCUACGCGUCACCGCCAUCGACCUGAUCGACCACCACAUCGCCAAAGCCCAGCGCAACGUCGCCCGCGCCCGCCUACCCCCGGGGCAGGUCACGGUCCAAAAGAUGGACUACCACCACCUGGACGCCAUCCCCGAUGCCUCCCAUGACGGGCUCUACACCAUGGAGACCUUCGUGCACGCCACCGACCCGGAGAAGGCCCUGGCCGGGUUCCACCGCAUCCUGCGGCGGGGUGGUAGGAUAGCCCUGUUUGAGUACGACCACACCGUCGGCGUGGAGGAGCAUAUCCCGCAGAAGGUGGCCGACGAGAUAGACUUGGUCAACAAGUACGCCGCCAUGCCCACCAAUGCGCGCUCGCAUGACGGAGUGUUUAAGCAGAUGCUGGAGGAUGCUGGGUUUGUGGAUGUCGAGGUGGUGGAUUACUCGGCGAAUAUCCGGCCCAUGUUGAGGUUGUUUUAUCAGCUGGCGGCGGUGCCGUACUUCUUCAUCAAGCUGUUCAGGCUGGAGCGUUGGUUUAUCAACACGGUGGCUGGCGCUCAGGGCUAUCUGCACCAGGAGCAUUGGCGUUAUGUGGUUGUCAUGGGGAGGAAGCCCGGGGGCACGAUCGAGGGAGCCAAGACGAAGUAG
Chaetomium globosum CBS 148.51 is the source of this 906-nucleotide messenger RNA. RefSeq lists its product as uncharacterized. The transcript has a single exon. Gene Ontology annotation, molecular function: sterol 24-C-methyltransferase activity. Gene Ontology annotation, cellular component: endoplasmic reticulum. Gene Ontology annotation, biological process: ergosterol biosynthetic process. The record is from RefSeq and is a predicted model, not a curated record. The coding region runs from base 1 to 906 and encodes 301 amino acids. Lineage: Eukaryota; Fungi; Ascomycota; Sordariomycetes; Sordariales; Chaetomiaceae.